Macrobrachium nipponense is the source of this 687-nucleotide messenger RNA. RefSeq lists its product as uncharacterized. Gene Ontology annotation, molecular function: transmembrane transporter activity. NCBI's taxonomy places the organism in Eukaryota, Metazoa, Arthropoda, Malacostraca, Decapoda, Palaemonidae. The coding region runs from base 1 to 687 and encodes 228 amino acids. Gene Ontology annotation, biological process: monoatomic anion transport. The record is from RefSeq and is a predicted model, not a curated record. Gene Ontology annotation, cellular component: membrane. The transcript is spliced from 4 exons.
AUGCUUCCAGCUCUAGCUAAAAUUCCUUCUUCCCAUAACACUAGUCCCCAAUUAAGGCCCCAGGGGUCGACAUCCCCUCCUGCCCGGCCCCUCAGGCCACAUGAGGAGGCAGAGACAACCAGUGGCAUCAUAUCAGAUUUUCUUUUGCGGGGGUGGGGGGAGGGCGGCGGGUGGGGGGGGGGCAAAGAUUUAAAACUUAUGAAUGGAGCGUUAUCGGCCGUCCCUUUCCUCUGCCGCUACAUCGGAGGCAUUUUAUGGAGCUCUUUCUCGGCCUGGCUCAUCAAUAGGAGCUAUCUGACGGUUAGGAUGACGAGAAGGAUAUUUGGAGCUAUAUCGCUGUGGGGUCCAGGGGCUAUGAUUCUGGGGGUGUCUUUUGCGGGGUGCGAUGCCAAACUAGCCAUUACUCUGCUCUGCCUGGCGCUCUUCCUCAACGGCGCCACAACCACCAGCGGUCUCGUCAACCACACCGACAUCGCGCCGAACUUCGCAGCAAACCCUCGAGGCGUGGCAACGGGUGUUUUGGAUAUGCGUCCCAAUUUACUUCCUGACAGCCAUAUUCUUCAUCAUUCUUCGUCUUCGACCGAUGGUCGCCAGCCCUGGAACGACGUCGAUUCCAUGGAGUCUUCGUCGCUGAGAGUGCUAAGUCUUCCAGGGAUACGAAAGGAGCCGUUGAGAAGGUUCUUGUGA